This is a messenger RNA of Hordeum vulgare subsp. vulgare (domesticated barley), 588 nucleotides long. Its product is annotated as defensin Ec-AMP-D1-like. NCBI's taxonomy places the organism in Eukaryota, Viridiplantae, Streptophyta, Magnoliopsida, Poales, Poaceae. Bases 50 to 280 code for a protein of 76 amino acids. The record is from RefSeq and is a predicted model, not a curated record. Gene Ontology annotation, biological process: defense response. The transcript is spliced from 2 exons.
GCAUGAUUGUCUUCUUAUCAAAGAGAAGUUUACACAUAACCUGAAAUCCAUGGAUUCAUCCCGCAAGUUCUUCAUGGUUGUUGUCGUCCUUGCCUUGCUCGUGGUGGCCACAGAGGUGGCGCCAGCGCACGCGGCGGACUGCAAGACAGCAAGCACCCGGUUCAACGGGAUAUGCAUCCUGGACAGUAGUUGUGCCAACAUGUGCAUCACUGAGGGGUUCCUGUCCGGCGGGGAGUGCGAAGGCCUCCACCCGCGUUGCAUGUGCAAAGCGCCAUGCUAGGCGACUCACAUGUAUUGUUUGGACUGCUUCAUCAAGAGUUUUUCCGCGACUAGAUAAAAACAGGAGAAAAGGUCUUAUUUUUUCUACAAGAAAAGUAAAUGCAGGUGUAACAUGUACUAUGUUCUUUUAUUUUAUUUUCCACAUGUUCCUUUGGAAACAUUGUGGCAGUGCAGUUUGAUGUGUUUUUGUUGUAAACUUGAAGUUGGUCAUUUGGUCAUUGUGUAAGAUCGUUUUCCCAGGUUCACGUAUGUGUGAUCGUGCAAUACACAGUUGUACUGCUAGUAACUAUAAUACAUAAUUGCACUGCU